Molecule: messenger RNA, 532 nt
Organism: Paramecium octaurelia
Lineage: Eukaryota; Ciliophora; Oligohymenophorea; Peniculida; Parameciidae
Source: the annotation of a GenBank genome assembly
AUGACGAAUAGAACAGAAGAAGUUUUACAAAUUUAUGGUUCAGCCAUUGAGAAAAACCUGUAAAAUUUAGAUUAUUAUUAGAACUAUGUUAUGAAUUAUGUGUCAUUUUCAAGCUAAUACUUUAUAUGAAUAGAAAAGAUUUGAAGAAGCAUUAAUAAAUUAUGAUUUAGCAAUUUAGAAAAAUCCAGAAAAUUCAAAUAAUUUUAAUUGCAAAGGUAUAUAAUUCAAUAUUUGUUUAGCUAAGACUCUAGAUGAAAUGAAUAGAUUUGAAGAAGCAUUUAAAAAUUAUGAUUAACCAAUAUAAAAAAAUCCAGGAUAUUCUUACUAUUACUACAAAAAAGGUAGAGUUAAAUACAUUAUAAAUCUCAAGCUAUUACUUNUAUUCAAAGUCUAUACUAUAAAGGAUGCAAAAUUCGCAAAUCUUAAUAAUUUUCUAGAUUUUGCAAUCAUAUGCUCUUACAUUAAUAAUAUUUAAAAAAUAAUUUUAAUUAAAUUGUUGAAAUUUAGUGCCUAAACCAUAGAGCUAUUUUGA